Molecule: messenger RNA, 2769 nt
Organism: Trichoderma atroviride IMI 206040
Lineage: Eukaryota; Fungi; Ascomycota; Sordariomycetes; Hypocreales; Hypocreaceae
Source: RefSeq, a predicted model, not a curated record
AUGGAGCACACUCUGGGCGCUGCCUGUCGCCUCCGUCCCACGCCAGACGCCGACAAGGACGAUGGAGCCCCCUGCAUCAAUGCGCAGUUCUUCUACACGUCCCUGUUCCCCAUUGACGAUCCGCUGUCCAGCACCGCUCCUGCUGGCGGCGCAGACUCCAAAUCUAAGGCGCCGCUCCGCCCGUUCUCCCACGAUGACAACGACGUGCUUCAGCAGGCCUGGCUGGGCCUCAUGUCGGAGAGUCACCGUAUCCAGCAUGACGCCAUCAGAGGCGGCCGAGAGCCUGGCCCGGCCGCUGUCAAGUCUGACAUGGAACGACGCGAUCAAAUCAUCCGAGAACUGGCCUCGAAGCAUAUCCGCAUCCACCGGGUUGAUCCCCAGACGCGAACUUCGACGACACAAGCCGCCGAGACGCUCCCAGAGACACUGCUUACAGCCUGCUGCCCCAGACUCACCGCCGACAUCCUAGAAAAGCUUGAUACACAAUUUUGUACGUUAGUCAGAAAGACGAAUCAACUAUUUACUGUUGAUGAGAUUGUAAAGGAUGUUAUUGCCGUCAUGAACCAGCACCACGAGCUUAGAACCGCCGCUGGCAGCAACCGGAACAUCCCCAUACGCCACCAUCUGUUAACUCCCUCUGGACUAGUUCCUGUACCUGAUGAUGGCAUUUCCGGGAGACCAUUUGUGAGGGCAUUGGAGCCUGAAGAGCAACCACAGCAGAUUCCAGAAGCAAAACAGCAACGUAGUGAUGACACCACUCCGGAUCCCGACGAGGAAAACAAGGACGUCGUAGUUGGACUGGCUAGAUUGCACAAGGUAUCAUUGCACACGUUACAGAUGGAGCCCAUAUACUGGUCGCCAGUCAACGACAUCGCUAUUGUAACGAGAGGCACAUGGUUCUACAAAGAUACAAUGCUGCCGGUCCCCCCAGCAGUUGCUAAUCAGCUCGAAGCUGGAUACCAGGAACUGCGCCCCUGGGCAGAAACUUGGCGUGACGAAGUACGGUGUGCUAUUGAAGUUGGGGCCUCAGGAGAGGAAAAGGUGUCUCAUCGACUAUGGCCGGUUGAAGGCGAUGGACAGUAUCGAACCUCCUUCCUACCAAUAGAGCCUGCUAUUUCCGCACAUCCGUUUUGUGCUGCACACUGCUUCCAAGGCGAAGCUGCGACAGAAGGCUCCCUCGGGCCGCAGCAGAUAGACGACGAGGCUUCCGAGACUGCACCACAGCGCCCCUACUCUAGUUACAGUGUCUUGUACAAGGACCAAACAAAUGCCUUUUUGUUGAAGCCGAGCUUACAGCCAUCUGCGUAUUACGGUAGGCGGCCUCUUCAGAAGAUCAUGAGAGGAGGGACUGUGGGUAUUCCAGUGGUCCGAGGAUUCGAUAGACUGAGCUGGGAACGCAUGCACCGUGGGAAGCAGGUACAGUAUGUCAAACCGGCAUCUCAUAACGCCUCUGAUGGCAGUGCAGUGGAAAUCUGCCCUGCUUGUGAAGCGGAUAAAGACCGCAGUCAAGUGACAGACUUGGUGCUGGUCGCUCACGGAAUUGGCCAAAAGAUUGCUGAGAGGGUUGAAAGCUAUCACUUUACGCACGCUGUCAAUAGCUUCCGUCGAAUGGUUGACAGCGAGUUUCAGAAUCCGGCGGUGCAAGAAGUUUUGGAUAACAGCCAAAGCAGACUCAUGGUUUUGCCCCUGAACUGGAGAAUCGGCCUGUCGUUUGAAGAUGGUGGCACUCUCCAAACGGGAAUGGAGACAAAUGACUCGGCCGCAGCACAAGCUUUUGGCCUCAAGGACAUUGAGCCCAACACCAUUCCGGCCAUACGGAGCAUGAUAUCGGAUGUCAUGUUCGAUAUCCCCUUCUACAUGUCUCACCACAAGGGAAAGAUGAUUGCAGCUCUCGUCAAGGAGGCGAACCGGAUUUACCGCCUUUGGUGCAGAAACAACCCCGGCUUUGCAGAAAAUGGACGUGUCCAUCUGGUUGCGCACUCUCUUGGCAGCGUCAUGGCGGUGGAAGUCUUGUCACGGCAGCCAACGGAUCUGCCACCGCUCGAUCUUUUGCGGCUGGAGCCAAAAACCAAAUACUUCGAGUUCGAUACGCGGAAUCUCUUCCUGAUGGGAAGCCCCACUGGAUUCUUCUUGUUACUCGAGCGAGGAGCUCUUACACCGCGACGGGGACGCGUCAAACCUGGCAUGGAUGAGAACGAGGUCAAGGCCGAAAAUGUUGGGGGCGACACUGGCAUGUUUGGAUGCUUGGCCGUAGACAACAUUUACAACAUCCUUGCCAAGGAGGAUCCCAUUGCCUACUUGCUCAACGGGACGGUAGACCCGGCAUAUGCGGCCAGCCUCAAAACAGCAUAUGUGCCUACUUCUUCGGCUUCCUUCUUCAAAUCGGUUGGCGAUGCUAUGCGUAACGCUGUCAUGGGCAGGAGUGGCAAUCCGACCACGUCCACGACUGGCGAUGGCCGCCCGUCGACAGUUCGCCUGCCCUCUCAGCUGGAACUCGAAGUCCACGACUUUACCAGAGAGGAAAUUGCUGAGAAGAAGGCCUUUCUUCUUAAUGACAACGGCCAGAUUGACUGGUUUAUCCGAUCCGGUGGCGGUCCGCUGGAGAUUCAGUAUCUGAACAUGCUGAGCGCUCAUAGCAGCUAUUGGAGCAAUACGGAUUUUAUCCGGAUGCUGUGCAUUGAGAUUGGCAGGAAACCCGGCAGGGCAAAUACGCUGCCUGCUAUGAGGGCUGUCAAGGCUUCGAAGCGCAUUAUACCCACCACGAGAUGA